AUGGGAGACAGAGUUUACCCAACUUGGACGAGAUACACAAACCCACCCACUAAUGAAGAGAAACCUGACCUAAACCUACGAUCACAAUCUGAUCGUCCCAUGCUCGAGAAACCCCCACCACCACUACCAGGAACCCCACCACUCCUACCACCAGGAACCUUCAACGUUCAAUUACCUAAAGAUCAAAUCUUCAGAGUCCCACCACCUGACGCCACUGCUCGCUACGAAAACUACAACAAUCUCAGGAAACCUCGCCGCUGCGGUGGUCGUUGUUGUCGUUGCUUAUGCUGCUGCUUCGGCUUCAUCUUCAUUCUUGCAAUCCUCCUCGGCAUUGCCGCUCUUGUCUUCUACUUAGUCGUCCAGCCCAAAAUCCCAACCUAUUCUGUCGAUAAUCUCUCAGCCAAAGGCAUAAAUUUGAACGGAAUUGGGACAAAUAACUUAACUUUGUCUUCCGAAUUCGAUAUCACACUCUCAGCUAAUAACAGUAACACGAAGAUCGGAAUCUAUUAUGAUUCAGGAAGCUCUGUUAAUAUUUCUACUUCAAGUUUGCAACAACUCGCCAAUGGAUCUCUUCCUGUGUUUUAUCAACCAACACAGAACGUUACGGUUUUCGAUGUCCAAACUACAGGGACUGUUCCUUAUACGAAUGCUUUGAAUAUUACUUUGAGUUCAGGGAAUAUACCUUUGGUUUUGAAUAUUACUGUUCCUGCGAAGUUGAAGAUUGGUGCUGUGACUAGUUGGGAAUUUAAGGUUAAGGUGAAUUGCAAUGUUGUGAUUAGUAGUACUGUAAAUGCGAAUGUUGUAUCGAAGAGCUGUAGUGGUAAUCUGCAACCAUGGUAG
This is a messenger RNA of Telopea speciosissima, 840 nucleotides long. RefSeq names its product NDR1/HIN1-like protein 13. Gene Ontology annotation, cellular component: plasma membrane. The coding region runs from base 1 to 840 and encodes 279 amino acids. The transcript has a single exon. The record is from RefSeq and is a predicted model, not a curated record. Lineage: Eukaryota; Viridiplantae; Streptophyta; Magnoliopsida; Proteales; Proteaceae.